This is a messenger RNA of Talaromyces rugulosus, 1920 nucleotides long. RefSeq lists its product as uncharacterized. The coding region runs from base 1 to 1920 and encodes 639 amino acids. NCBI's taxonomy places the organism in Eukaryota, Fungi, Ascomycota, Eurotiomycetes, Eurotiales, Trichocomaceae. The record is from RefSeq and is a predicted model, not a curated record. The transcript is spliced from 14 exons. Gene Ontology annotation, molecular function: RNA binding.
AUGUUGUCAGAUCGCAGAGCUCUCACAAGCAGCAGCCCACGCUCGUCCGAAGAGACAAUGACCAACAUUGACUCUCCUGACACCAAGUUGACUGCAUAUUCGCCCGAGCAACUACGCGGCCCAUUUCACUCUCACCCCAAGAGGAACGCUACUCAGUCGCUUGGAGGCAUGAACAGCUUCUCCAUCGCCCCUGCCGUGGAUCCAUUUGGUGGGCCUGAAUACUCUGUUCAGCCAUCCCAGUUCUCUCCCAGCUCUUUAAACUUUCAGCCUUUUGGUCUUGGUCGCAGCGAGCAAGGCAUUGCCAACGAACCUUCAGUUGGAAGGAUUGAUUACACUGGUCUCCCAACCCCAAACACUGGCUCGCACUCCAACAAGUUUCGCCUUAGCGAAGGAGCUAUUCCAAUCAGUCCUCUGUUUGAAGCAAAGGUUGGCUCUGGCUCUCUUCGAGGCAAUGUUGGACCUAUUUAUCCUGCUCCAAAGAGCCGUGCGUUUGCUGUGGAAGGUGUCUCCCCAACCGUGUCGCAUCUGGCUGUGGCGAGUCUCUUUACCCGUCGAGAAUUUGAGAGUAUCCAGGGGCCUGACCUCUCGGACCUCCACUCCAUUGGUAGGUUUGUGGUGGGUUUCGCAGAUUUUCGCGAUACCCAAAAGGCCUUGGAGAAAUUGAGAAUCAUUCACCCAGGAUGGCAAGUUAUUCCUUUGACUGCUCGCGAGCAUGCACAGGAGUCCAAGCAUGCUAUUGAAUGCUCGUCUGACUUUGAGGGGCACGUCUCUAUUACUGUUUUGCUUAACGAGCAGCGCCCAGACCUGGACAUGUCAUCCAUCUACUCCACUGUGCAGGGUAUUGCGAGAAGCUUUGGUGCGAUCAAUGCAUUCAAGGCAGCAUCGCUGCAGAUUACCAAGGCAAAUGACUUUUUCGUCGAAUUUUGCAAUACUAGAGACGCUGCCAACGCCGUGGCUGUUCUGAACGGUGCUUGCAUUGAGAAUCUUUUUCUGGAAACAAAGCAUAUCCGUCCGGAUAUCGAGUCUUCCCCCAGCAGCUUUUUCAGGCAAGCUAUUCAUGGUAGAGAUGAAUUCUCACCGACAACCGGUUCUAGACAGCAGCCAGAGACCCCGAUUCGCGAUCACCAUGCAGCACUCGUACUAAGUCCCACUGGCCGGUCUACUGUUCCCAUGGAAGACAUUUCAGAACUCAUGGAUAUGCUGUCUCCUGCUCAAAAGCGCUUGAGUCUUGAACACGACGGGACUCAUUUUGCGGACCAGCGUCUGAAGCACCCCCAGAAUGUCGUGGAUAAUGAUCGCAUUCGGCUUGGCCUUGACGUCCGCACUACGAUCAUGCUGCGUAACAUCCCGAACAAAGUUGACCUGCCUCUACUCAAAACUAUUGUUGAUGAGACAAGCUUUGGAAAAUACGACUUUAUGUAUUUGCGCAUUGAUUUUGCCAACAACUGCAAUGUCGGAUAUGCAUUCAUCAAUUUCGAAGAUCCCAUUGACAUUAUUGAUUUUGUCCAAGCCAGGGCAGGACGUACUUGGAACUGCUUUAACAGCGACAAAGUUGCCGAGGUCUCAUAUGCUACAAUCCAGGGACGUGAUUGUUUGGUGCAAAAGUUCAGAAACAGCUCCGUGAUGUUGGAAGAUCCAUCGUUCCGCCCCAAGUUAUUCUACACUGGCAAAGGCCCUCUUGCAGGAACCGAAGAGCCAUUCCCUGGUCCGAACAACAUCUCCAAGAUGCGUCGGAGUGUUGAAAAUGCCGAACAAGUUGGUCUCUUUGCGCCUCGUAUCACUCGUGAUGUUCGACGUGGAGGCCAAGGAAUGCGUUCCCCCACAAGCCAGACUCAGUUUACUCGCAAUGGUCUCUCGCAGCGCCAGGUUUUGCUGAAUGCUACACCAGAGACUUCGCCUAUCUCCCGACGUGAUUUCUAA